AUCCAUUGAUCGUGUAGCUUUUCCUUCUUAUUGCUGCUUUCGGUCAGAGAUCUUGUUUCAUUCACUUAGUUUGAUUACAUAGAUUCCCAGUAAAAUGUCUACAUUAAUCAGGAGGAUUAUCAGCACAACAAAAGCUCCUGCUGCUAUCGGCCCGUACAGCCAAGCAGUAGUGGUAGAUCGGACCAUGUACAUCUCAGGACAGCUGGGGAUGAAUCCUGCCAGUGGACAGUUGGUGGAUGGGGGUGUUCAGGCUCAAACCAGACAGGCCCUUGUGAAUAUGGGUGAAAUCCUUAAAGCUGCUAGCUGCGAUUAUGCGAAUGUUAUCAAAACCACAGUGCUCUUAGCUGACAUGAACGACUUUACCAAGGUCAACGAAGUUUACAAGCAGUUCUUCAGCACUAACUACCCAGCCAGAGCUGCCUACCAGGUUGCUGCUCUUCCCAGAGGUGGACUGGUUGAGAUUGAAGCAGUCGCUGUAUUGGGCCCUCUGACCGAUGCUUCCUAAAGUAUAUCUAUCAAGCAAUAAAAAACCAACCUGUGCCCACUAAAAAUAAACAGUAUGUGCCUGGUUUUAUAGACCAGUCAAGAGUUGAUCAAACAAAAUUCCUGAAUAGCACUAAUCAUUUUUAUUACAGAUGAAUCAUAUAUUGUAGGGCAUUAAGUGAUUAAGUCCUGUCAUGAACACCUUGCAGACUAACAGCAGUCAGGCUCUAACGUUCUACUCUCUCAUUAACAUUGAUGAGACGUGUUUGGAGACAGCAGUGCAUUUUAAACUGCCUCUGCUAACAUUUCACUUUCAAUAGCUGAGAAGUACAAGCUUGUUUGCUCUUAUUGAAUUAAACUAGCAGUCAUGUUGUCACCAGCCAAACCCCUGGCAGUGUAUCUUCUCUGUUAUUAUGCCAGAUGAUGGAUGAUCAAAUAUAACUCAAUAAUAAAUGUUUUCUUAAUUUGC
Molecule: messenger RNA, 952 nt
Organism: Micropterus dolomieu (smallmouth bass)
Lineage: Eukaryota; Metazoa; Chordata; Actinopteri; Centrarchiformes; Centrarchidae
Product: 2-iminobutanoate/2-iminopropanoate deaminase-like
Exons: 6
Coding region: 95-505 (136 amino acids)
Cellular component (GO): cytosol
Molecular function (GO): deaminase activity
Source: RefSeq, a predicted model, not a curated record